Molecule: messenger RNA, 1474 nt
Organism: Calliphora vicina (urban bluebottle blowfly)
Lineage: Eukaryota; Metazoa; Arthropoda; Insecta; Diptera; Calliphoridae
Gene: Uba3
Product: Ubiquitin-like activating enzyme 3
Exons: 3
Coding region: 53-1396 (447 amino acids)
Biological process (GO): protein neddylation
Cellular component (GO): nucleus; cytoplasm
Molecular function (GO): NEDD8 activating enzyme activity
Source: RefSeq, a predicted model, not a curated record
UUUUACACGAUUUACUUACGAUUUAAAACAAUUUGUAGUUUUAUACUAUAAAAUGGCAACGAUUACAGCCAAUUCUUUAAAUAGCAAAAGAUGGCAUAGUUUGCGUCAUAUAUUAGAAAGGGCUGGACCUUUUUGUAAAUCCGAUUUUACACCAUCGCCAGAUAAUCUAGAGUUUUUGCAAAAUACUUGCAAAAUUUUAGUAAUUGGUGCUGGUGGCUUGGGAUGUGAACUUUUAAAAGAUUUGGCCUUAAUGGGGUUCGGUGAUUUGCAUGUCAUCGAUAUGGACACCAUAGAUUUAUCGAAUUUAAAUCGUCAAUUCCUAUUCCGCAGAUCCGAUAUUGGCUCUUCCAAGUCUGAGUGUGCGGCAAAGUUUAUAAAUAACCGUGUGCCUACGUGUCGUGUUACGCCACAUUUUUGUAAAAUCCAAGAUUAUGAUGAAUCAUUCUACCAGCAAUUCCAUAUCAUAGUAUGUGGCCUUGAUUCCAUAGUGGCGCGUCGUUGGAUAAACGGCAUGUUAUUAUCUAUGCUUAGCUAUAAUGAAGAAGAUGGUUCCGUUGAUCCCUCCACCAUAAUACCCAUGAUUGAUGGUGGCACAGAAGGCUUUAAGGGCAACGCCCGUGUCAUAUUGCCCGGAUUUACGGCCUGUAUUGAAUGUACCCUGGAUCUAUUUCCACCACAAAUCAAUUAUCCAUUGUGCACCAUAGCGAAUACACCACGUCUGCCCGAACACUGUAUUGAAUAUGUGAAAAUUAUACAAUGGGACAAGGAGAAUCCCUUUAGCGCGGCUUUAGAUGGUGAUGAUCCCCAACAUGUGGCCUGGGUUUAUGAACGUGCCAGCGAAAGAGCUAAUCAAUUUAGUAUCGCUGGCAUAACAUAUCGUUUGGUGCAGGGAGUUUUAAAACACAUAAUUCCCGCAGUGGCCAGUACAAAUGCCGUUAUUGCGGCCGCUUGUGCCACAGAAGUAUUCAAAUUGGCCACCAGUUGUUAUGACAGCAUGUCCAAUUAUUUAAAUUUCAAUGAUAUCGAUGGAAUUUAUACCUAUACUUAUGCUGCCGAAAAGUCUGAAAAUUGUUUGGCUUGCAGCAAUGUGCCUCAGAUAAUAAAUAUUGAAGAUCCCAAUACCACAACUUUGGAGGAUUUAAUAAAAAUGCUGUGCGAAAGUCCCAUGUAUCAAAUGAAACAACCAGGCAUUACAACAAUAAUUAAUGGUAAAAAUAAAACUUUAUACAUGUCUACGGUUAAAAGUAUUGAAGAGCGUACGCGCUGUAAUUUGACAGAGUCUUUGGGCGAGUUAGGACUCAAAGAUGGUCAACAAAUAAUGGUGUCCGAUCAGACUACACCAAAUACUAUAACACUACAAUUAAAAUAUAAUGCCAAUGAAGUUGAAAUGAAUUAAAUUCAUAAAAAAUAGUACAGGAAUUUAUAAAAUAAUUAAAACGAAAAACAACAACAUAAAUAAAACAAUUUAAACCAA